UAUCGAAUCUUUUUUCUUUGUUAUAAAAAAUCAACAGAAUCUUUAUGAUCCCAAAAACGACACUCGGAGACUUUUCUUAGGGCUUAUCCGAAUCCGAAUUCUCAGUGCAAGUUGAUAAAAAAAAGUCUUAUCAUCAAAUCAAACCAACCCCUAACAACCCCCUCCGAUCUCCAGAUUCAUCGUCGCCCUGAGUGGUAUAUCUACAGAGAAGGGGAGAAAAGAUGGCGGUUACUAUGAAGCAUAUGUCGUUGAUCGUCUCUUUGUUUGGCGUAUUGUCCUUCCUUCUUGGAGUCAUCGCUGAGAACAAGAAGCCUGCAUCUGGGACUCCAAUUAACGGAAAGGGUGUGGUUAUCUGCAAAUAUCCAUCUGAUCCAACUGUUGCCUUGGGUUACCUUUCUGCUGCCUUCCUCCUUGCCUCCACCGUAGCUGGAUACAAAUCCCUCUUCAUGUCUUACAAGGGAAAGUCUGUUCCCAACUCCGUCUUGUUCAAAAGCACCAGCUUCUCCGUCUUCUUCAACAUUGCCUUGAUUACAUCUGGACUGGCACUGUCCCUGUUGCUAUGGCCAACCAUUACAGAGCAGCUUCACUUGACGCGUAAUGUUCAUCGGAACUUAGAGACCGCUUGCCCCACGGCUAAGACUGGUCUGCUUGGUGGAGGUGCCUUCGUGUCAUUAGACUCGUGCCUUUUCUGGUUGGUCGCUCUGAUGCUCGCUGAUAACGCACGUGAAGACCAUUUUGAUGAAACUGAGAAUAGGAACUUCAAUGGGAACUCUUCCUCUAGGGAUGUUAGUCUCAAGAUUGAUGCUUGAGAGAAUAAUCUGCAUCCGAUUAUUAGUAUUGGGUAUUAAUAAAUGGUUUUUUACACUAUUAUUUUGCUUGUUUGAUUAGAAAAGAAAAAUGACUAUUCGUUUCUUCCGGUUU
Molecule: messenger RNA, 921 nt
Organism: Raphanus sativus (radish)
Lineage: Eukaryota; Viridiplantae; Streptophyta; Magnoliopsida; Brassicales; Brassicaceae
Exons: 4
Coding region: 222-809 (195 amino acids)
Source: RefSeq, a predicted model, not a curated record